UCUGCCCUCUCCCUCUGCCUCUGCCUCUGCCUCAUCUUUAGACACUGACAUGAAGAUCUGGACCACAAAGUUUUUAUCAGUCCAUGUGAUUUGCACUCAUUGAAUAAUAGAAAAAGAACCUCUCACUGUCACCCAUGCAUGUUAUAGCAUGACUGAUCCCACCCUCACUCCUGUCCUUCUCAUGAGUGGCAUUGGAGCCCCACCAUCGUUUGCACUGUGGUCGACUGUUAUCAUCACACAGAGGGGUGAGCAUGUGGCCUCCAUAAAGACCUCUCCCCUUCACUUUCAUAGAUGUCUAUCAGCAUCUUUUUCCUCCAUGGCAUCUUCUUCUUUCUCCUGUCAUGAUGAUUUCAUGGCCCCUUCAAAUCUUCAGCCGGCCCCAUCCAUUUCGAGUACUUCAUGUUCUGCUGCUGCUACAGCACAGUCACAUCUGAGGAGGCUUACUCUGGGCAUUCUUCUUCUCGAGCAGCAGCUGGUGGUGGCCAAGCAUGGAGGUUUCUUCUAAAUCUUCUCCUGAAAAUAUUUUCUUUUCCAGCUCACAAAUGCCUUGAAACCAGACUAGUGUUCUUGAGUAAACAAAGGUAGAAGUGCACUGCAGAAAAUGAUGGAUGGAACAGUUGAAAGUGACAAUUAGAUGAAUUAUAAACUUGUAUUAUGGCUAAGGCAGGGUGGUCUAAAGGGAUGUUAUAUGAUACACAUGCGUACUAUGAUUAUUCUUCAAUUUAUUAUUAUUAUUAUUUUUUUUUU
Messenger RNA from Zingiber officinale, 747 nucleotides. RefSeq lists its product as uncharacterized. The coding region runs from base 149 to 505 and encodes 118 amino acids. The transcript is spliced from 2 exons. Lineage: Eukaryota; Viridiplantae; Streptophyta; Magnoliopsida; Zingiberales; Zingiberaceae. The record is from RefSeq and is a predicted model, not a curated record.